Molecule: messenger RNA, 3612 nt
Organism: Eleginops maclovinus (Patagonian blennie)
Lineage: Eukaryota; Metazoa; Chordata; Actinopteri; Perciformes; Eleginopidae
Gene: mfsd2ab
Product: MFSD2 lysolipid transporter A, lysophospholipid b
Exons: 14
Coding region: 141-1727 (528 amino acids)
Biological process (GO): carbohydrate transport
Cellular component (GO): plasma membrane
Molecular function (GO): lysophospholipid:sodium symporter activity
Source: RefSeq, a predicted model, not a curated record
CCUCAACACUGUUCAAACAGAGAUUAUACCACGACGAUACAACAAGACUCGUUUCCUUAUCCUAAAAUAUUUUCGGAAGACCUGUUUGAUAUUUCAUCGAUUAAUUGUUUUCCAAUAGAAGAACAAUUGUGUUUACUGCUAUGGCAAAAGGAGAAGGGAGUGAACAAUACUCCAACGCCAGUUUAUUGAAUAAACCUGUCGGCUCUGAUGUUAUCAAGCUCUCAUCAAAGAAGGAGAACAGGAACAGAUUGUCAGUCUGCAACAAGAUUUGCUAUGCCAUCGGCGGAGCCCCCUACCAGAUCACAGGAUGUGCCUUGGGGUUCUUUCUGCAGAUCUAUCUCCUGGACGUAGCUCAGCUUGAUCCCUUCUAUGCCUCCAUUAUCUUGUUUGUGGGCAGAGCAUGGGACGCAGUAACGGACCCCACAGUGGGCUUCCUAGUCUCAAGAAGCCCAUGGACACGCUUCGGACGCAUGCUGCCCUGGAUCCUGCUCUCGACCCCUCUGGCUGUCAUUUCCUAUUUCCUCAUUUGGUACGUUCCUCCCUUUGAGAAUGGAAAAGUCAUCUGGUACCUUGUGUUCUACUGCAUCUUCCAGUCCCUUCAAACUUGCUUCCAUGUGCCCUACUCUGCCCUCACCAUGUUCAUCAGCACGGACCAGAAAGAGAGAGACUCAGCCACGGCAUACAGGAUGACGGUGGAGGUUCUGGGCACUGUUGUGGGAACGGCCAUCCAGGGGCAGAUCGUGGGCAGGGCCAAUGCUCCCUGCCUCCCGGGACCUGGGGAGAUCUUGGCGAACCUAAGCAACGAUUCUCUGCUUGCCGGACACAAUAGCUCCGAGCCUGUCAUUUCCCUGGAUCACACGAAAACAGCCUACAUGAUUUCCUCCGGUGUCAUCAGCAUCAUCUACGUCCUCUGCGCUAUCGUCCUGUUCUUCGGUGUGAGAGAGCAAAAAGAGUCUUGUCGUCCCCGGUCAGAGCCCAUGGGUUUCUUCCAGGGGAUCAGGCUAGUGAUGGGACACGGUCCGUACGUCAAGCUGAUCAUGGUCUUCCUCUUUACCUCGCUCGCUUUCAUGCUCCUGGAGGGAAACUUCGCCCUGUUCUGCAGCUCCACACUGGGCUUCAGAAACGACUUCCAGAAUAUACUUCUUGUCAUCAUGCUUUCCGCUACUCUGGCCAUCCCCUUCUGGCAGUGGUUUCUGACUCGCUUUGGGAAAAAGACGGCGGUUUACGUUGGCACAUUGGCUGUGGUCCCCUUCAUGAUCCUGGUGGUGUGCAUUAAGAGCAACCUGAUCGUCACAUACGUCGUCUCUUUUGCUGCCGGGGUCGGCGUGGCUGCAGCCUUCCUGCUGCCCUGGUCCAUGCUGCCUGAUGUUGUCGACGAUUUCCAAGUGCAGAACCCCGACUCCACCGGCCACGAAGCUCUCUUCUACUCCUUCUACGUUUUCUUCACCAAGUUCGCGUCUGGAGUCUCCCUCGGCAUCUCCACACUCAGUUUAGAUUUUGCGGGCUACGUCAGUCGAGGCUGCUCUCAACCAGAGGAAGUGGAUAUAACACUGAAAGUGCUGGUCUCAGCCGCCCCCAUAGUUCUCAUCUUAAUCGGCCUGACGAUAUUAUACUCGUAUCCAAUCACAGAGGAGAAGAGGCAAGGCAACCGCAAACUGCUGCAGGAUCUGAGGGACAGCGAAGCAGAUUCAGAAACAGACUCGACAGAACUGGUCAUCAUGAUCUAGGACAUUUUAAGAGACCAAUCGGGUGAUCAACCUGCAUUUUGCACUGGGCGGGACCAACUUACCAUGGCCCUGUCGGAUCAUACAGACACUGCCUUGUCCGAUCACACUGCUGCUGUUCCAUCUCUGCAAAAAACUUCAUUGACUUAGAAAGAGUCGUCACUUCAGGCACGCUGAUGCCUAAACAAACAUCCUACAUUUGUGACUUUUUCCCCAGCAUGAAAUUCUCUCUGCUAUCUUUUUUUCUUGUUCAGUCAGACCUCAAAAGCCUUAUUUUUUGUACAACUACUUUUGGGUUCUGUGGAGAUCCUUUCUUUCCUUUUAAAGGUUGGCCUUGUUCUCAGUUGAAAUUGCACAAUAGCAUGAAAUGUGAUGGGAACACGUUAUGUAACUGCUGCCCUUUUAUAUCGGUGCUACUCUCUGCAGAUGAACAGUUUCCUUCUUGUACAUAAAACAUAUCGAGCAUUAAUGACCUUGAGCACUGAAAACCGUGUUGUUCUGAGACGUGAACAUCGUGAUAAAACUGAACAGUGAUUACGCCUUAAUACCAGACUUGUUUUGGGGUCAAAAAAUUCAAAAGUGUUGCUCAUCUACUUUGCUCUUUUGCCAUUGAUUUGGUGUUUUGAACGUCUUUUAAGCGUCUAAUAUUAUAACUAAUACUUAAAGUUUACUGUAAGCAGUCUAACAGUUUUCAUCUCAUUCCCAUCCAACUUGCUUUUUCCUUUUUUUUCCCAAGCCAUUAUAAUGUGAUGUUAAGAGGUGGGACAUCUACAUCUGUGAGAUUUAGUUCCCCGCCAUAGAAACGAAACCACUACAAAAGUAAAAGCCGUUUGGUUUGUAAACACAUAAAUGGCAUUAUCUAAUUUAUAGGACAGCUGCUGAAGAGCGGAAAAGCCUUUUUCUCUCCUAAUGCUUUCAUUACUUUAAUAAUGAGCGGCACGGCGACUACAGCCGCUACUGACAUAGUUAUAUCUUUAUUUAAAUAUUUAUAAUAGCUUUGAUUUUACUGUUUUUGAAUUCAUGUUGGCUGGAAAGUCAUGCUUCUUAUAAAUAUAUUUAAGGCUCUGAAGUCCCGUUGCCAUUUAAAGUUUCAUAAUGGGUUGGAAACGACAUUUUUAAACAUUCACACGUCUUUUAAUGGAUGUUGCCGUCACUACUACCUUUGCUCCAAAUGCAUUCAAAAAGGGAAGCACAUAAUUCUGAAAAAAGAAGAAUGGACGACCGGGGAGUACACUUGCUGAUGUAUUAUUUUGUAUAUAUGUGUGUUUAUUGAAGGAUUAGUGAUCAUCUCAAUCCCUGUGAAAGUUUGGAUUGACAUAUUUCAUAUCCGUUGAUAUGGAAAAUGUGUACAUACAGUGUCAUAUGUUAUACAUACUGUUACAUCAUUGACAUGUUGUUUAUGACAACAGGGAUGCCGAUGUGAAAAUGUUCAUAUUUCAUUAACUUUAUUAUUUUUGUGAGUGUUUUUCUUCUAACUGAAUGGGAUACUUUACAGGCCAACACAGUGCCAUUUUCACCCACUAACUCUGUGAUAAUUGCACAUCGUGUAAACGGUUUUAUGUGUCAGAGUUUUCUUUCGGUAGAAACCCCUCAUGACUCUUGAGGCAGUAGCCAAACGUGUGAGCUUUACCCCCUCCAGGGACACACUGAAGCCUUGUGAACAUGUCUCCUGUGCAUAUGUAUAUAUUGUAUGUAGACCUGUAAAUAUCUUUGAUAUUUGUGGCUGUGAAAUGAAAUAUGUACACUGCAAUGUAGUUAUUUAAGAAAAAGAUGUUGAGAUUUAAAAAAGUUAUUGUUAAUAAAUACUAAUUGAUAUGUGUACUGUGAACAAGUUUACAUUUCUUUACUUGAAGCAACUCAAACAGCCAAUAAAAGAAAAAAUGUAAAA